AUGGUUGCGGAGCCCGAGGGUGGAGCGCUCGGAAACAGGAAACUGUCGGCCUCCCUCUGUGUCACCAUUACUGGAACUGGCUUCGUUAAAGCGUUGAACUGGGGACGGCUGUUCCCUGCAACCGGAGAUCCGUACCCGACGAGUUGCCGAAGCAGCAAUAGGAAGAGUUUAGUGGUGGGGACCCCCUCUCCGACCCUCUCACGGCCUCUCUCCCCGCUCUCCGUGCCGACAGCUGGGAGCAGCCCCUUGGACAGCCCACGCAACUUCUCCGCCAGCACCUCCAUCAACUUCCCCUUCGCUCGCAGGGCUGAUGGCAGAAGGUGGUCACUGGCUUCGCUACCCUCCUCUGGCUAUGGGACCAACACCCCCAGCUCCACUGUCUCGUCGUCUUCAUCCUCCCAGGAGCGCCUACACCAGCUGCCGUACCAGCCCACCCCCGACGAGCUCCAUUUCCUUUCUAAGCAUUUCCGCAGUACGGAGAGCGUCACGGACGAGGAGGGUCGGCACUCGCCCUGCCUGCGCCCACGAUCCCGGAGCCUCAGCCCUGGACGGACGAGUGGAACGUUUGAUAAUGAGGUUGUGAUGAUGAACCAUGUCUACAAGGAGCGGUUCCCCAAGGUAACUGCUGAGCGUCUGCAGGACACCAUCACCAACUUCUCUCCAAGCAGCACUCUGCCGCUGGCAGAUGGGGUGCUGGGCUUCAUCCACCACCAGAUCAUCGAGCUGGCCCGUGACUGCCUGGCGAAGUCCCAGGGAGCUCUCAUCACCUCCCGCUACUUCAUGGAGCUGCAAGAGAAACUCGAGAAGAUGCUCCGAGAUGCUCAGGAGCGUUCAGAAAGUGAAGAGGUGAAGUUCAUCGACCAGCUGGUGAGGAAGCUGCUGAUCAUUAUCUCCCGCCCUGCUCGCCUUCUGGAGUGCCUGGAGUUUGACCCGGAGGAGUUUUACCAUCUCCUGGAAGCUGCGGAAGGACACGCCAAAGUUGGCCAGGGAAUAAAAACCGAUAUUCCCCGAUACAUCAUCAGCCAACUGGGGCUUGUCAAGGACCCACUGGAGGAAAUGGGCCAGCUGGAUCACUUCGACAGCGGGAACACCAUCACGCCAGAGAACGAUGAUGCUUGUGAGAGCCAGCCUUCAGUCACUGCUCCUCGGAGGAAGCCCUGUGAGGGGGACUUUGAGACUAUCAAGCUGAUCAGCAAUGGGGCUUAUGGGGCCGUGUACCUGGUGAGGCACAGAGAGACGCGGCAGCGCUUCGCCUUGAAGAAGAUCAACAAGCAGAACCUCAUCCUGAGGAACCAGAUCCAGCAGGUGUUCGUGGAAAGGGACAUCCUGACCUUCGCGGAGAACCCCUUCGUGGUCAGCAUGUUCUGCUCCUUCGAGACGAAGCGACACCUCUGCAUGGUGAUGGAGUACGUGGAAGGGGGGGAUUGUGCCACGCUGCUGAAGAACAUGGGCCCCCUGCCUGUCGACAUGGCGAAGAUGUACUUUGCUGAGACUGUUCUCGCGCUGGAGUAUCUCCACAACUACGGCAUCGUCCACCGGGACCUCAAACCCGACAAUUUGCUCAUCACCUCCAUGGGCCACAUUAAGCUGACAGACUUUGGUCUGUCAAAGAUUGGCUUGAUGAACAUGACCACGAACCUCUAUGAAGGGCAUAUGGAGAAGGACACUCGGGAGUUCAUGGACAAGCAGGUGUGCGGCACUCCCGAGUACAUCGCCCCAGAGGUCAUCCUCAUACAGGGCUACGGGAAGCCAGUUGACUGGUGGGCCAUGGGCAUCAUCCUCUACGAGUUCCUGGUGGGCUGCGUCCCCUUCUUCGGAGACACCCCUGAGGAGCUCUUCGGGCAGGUCAUCAGCGAUGAAAUCAUGUGGCCAGAAGGGGACGAGGCUCUUCCCGCAGAUGCCCAGGACCUGAUCAUGCGGUUACUGAGACAAUGUCCCCUCGAACGCUUGGGCACCGGGGGUGCGCACGAGGUGAAGCACCAUUCCUUCUUCCUCCGCCUCGACUGGAACGGGCUGCUGCGGCAGAAAGCCGAAUUCAUCCCUCAGCUGGAGUCAGAGGACGACACCAGCUACUUCGACACUCGCUCCGAGCGGUACCGGCACUUGGAUUCGGAAGAUGAAGAAACCAACGACGAGGAAUCCUCUGUGGAGAUCGGGCAGUUCUCCUCCUGCUCCCAUCGCUUCAGCAAGGUGUACAGCAGCUCCGAAUUCCUGGCGGUUAACUCCAACCUCAGCCUCUCAUCCUCCGACCAGAGUCACGGCGAGGACAAGGAGNUCGCCUAUUUUCGGUCCUCCUGACCCUUCCUGCUCCCCUCAUGCAGGCUCCGCUCCUGGACAUCCUGCAGCUCCACACCGUACACCUCCCGGCACGAGCGAAGCCGCAGCCCCGCCGUGCUGCCCAGCACCUACAGCCUGGACACCAUGCCCAAGUUUGCCUUCUCCUCGGAGGACGAAAGCCCUUGCGUGGCAUCCUCCAAGCCAGAGAGACCCAAAUUUGUGCUGGGAGAAACUGACUUCACCCUGCGAGCCAUCCGCGUCUACAUGGGCGACAGCGACGUCUACACCGUCCACCACAUGGUCUGGAGCGUGGAAGAGGGGAGCCCUGCGCAGGAAGCCGGGCUGAGAGCAGGCGACCUCAUCACACACGUGAACGGCGAAUCCGUCCUGGGUUUAAUUCACCGGGACGUCGUGGAGCUCAUCCCUCAGAGCGGGAAUAAAGUAGCCCUGCGGACGACAGCACUGGAGAACACCUCCAUUAAAAUCGGCCCCGCUCGGAAAAACAGCUCCAAGACAAGGAUGGCCCGGAGGAGUAAGAAGAGCAGGAAAAGGGACGGCCAGGACAG
Apaloderma vittatum (bar-tailed trogon) is the source of this 2843-nucleotide messenger RNA. RefSeq names its product microtubule associated serine/threonine kinase 3 (gene MAST3). The annotation marks the transcript as partial. The record is from RefSeq and is a predicted model, not a curated record. Gene Ontology annotation, molecular function: ATP binding; magnesium ion binding; protein binding. NCBI's taxonomy places the organism in Eukaryota, Metazoa, Chordata, Aves, Trogoniformes, Trogonidae. Gene Ontology annotation, biological process: peptidyl-serine phosphorylation; intracellular signal transduction. The transcript has 24 exons.